AUGGUACGCAUUUGGGGCGCCCUUCUUCUUAGCUUGGGUGCUAGUCAUGUGGCUGCGCAGGACUCUCAGAUACCGCUGGUGCCAGCUCUGAGCGGCUCCGGGCUUCUUCAGUUUUCAAAUAACUCCACGGGGGAGCCCGUGGAUGCUGGAAAAUACCGAACCAUCAGUUUGGACGACAUUGUUCCUAUCGCUGACGCUGAUGGGAAUGUCAAGUGCUGUCCCCGAGGCACGGUCUCCAGCGGACAGGAGUGCAUCUUCCCUAAUAUUCCUAUCUGUCCAGAGGGCACCGCGCUUGACGGAGCCGUCUGUGUUACUGCUCCUCGCUGCCCCAUAGGUCUUCAGUUUGAUGGCCAUAUUUGUAUCUCCGUCGGACCCCCAAUGUGCCCGCCUGGCUCGAUUUUCGAUAGUAAUCUAUGUGUGGCUAACCAAAACCCCUCGUGUCCGCCUGGCUUCACUUAUCAGGGUGGAAGGUGUGUCUUGGAUAGCACUGCUUCUUGUCCUCCUGGAUUCAAGCUGAAAGGCAGCAUGUGUGUUUCCAUCCAGACACCCUCUUGUCCGGAUGGAUUGAGCUUCGACGGUACAUCCUGUGUCGACUCUAGGCCGCCAACCUGUCCCCCAGGAACUUUGCUGGUCGGCGGCCUCUGCGCCUCUCAAUACGAACCUUCCUGCCCUCCCGGGUCCCGGUACCACGAAAACGCUUGUUUAUCAAGUGAGCGGCCUGCAUGUCCUCCAGCCACCGCGUUUGACGGCGGAGUCUGCCGCUCUGAGGGGCCCGCCAACUGUCCUCCUGGGUCGACCCUCGAUGGCAAUAUCUGUCGCUCAACAACGCCCCCUUCGUGUCCCCCCGGAUCCAGCUUUGACGGGUCCCUUUGCUCCUCGUCUCAAGGCCCCAUCUGCCCCCCGGGUCAGAGUCUGUCAUUGGGGGGACAAAGCGGCCAAGUCAGCUGCUGUGUGACUGGCCUUACCUGGGACGGCUCAACCUGUGUCCUUGUUCCUAACAAUCCUAACGCCUGUCCCUUCGGAACUCACUACGAUGGCCAUAGAUGUGUCUUCACACCAACGGUGGAGCCUUCUUGCCCCCCUGGAACCGCCUUAAGAGACGGACAGUGCUACACUACCACCAGUCCUUCAUGUCCCCCGGGUACAACAUUCAAUGGCAAGGUCUGUGUGACCACUGACUUGCCUUCUUGCCCCCCAGGAUUUACCUUUGAUGGAAGAAGAUGUGUCCACUCUUUGCAACCGUCGUGCCAGCCUGGGGCUGCGCUGAGCGGCAACCAUUGUAUCUCUAAUACUUCGCCUUCCUGUCCUCCAGGCACCACUCUGACAGUUGAUAUUUGCGUGAGCAUGGAGCGUCCAACAUGCCCGCCUGGAUCCACCCUCAUCGACAAAGCAUGUGUAUACCCCCAGCAUCCGGAAUGUCCACCGGGAUCCACGCUAAAUGGUGAGGAUUGUGUGACUGGUAGACCACCUUCGUGCCCUCCUGGGACCAUUUUUGAUGGUUCUGCCUGCGUCACUAGCGACCGACCAAGUUGCCCCCCGGGAUUCUCCUUCAAUGGCAAUUCAUGUGCCUCUGAGCAACAGCCGUCAUGUCCUCCGGAUACCACUUUCGAUGGCCAUAAGUGCGUCUCGAGCCAUCGACCCACUUGCCCUCCUAGCACGGCUUUUGAUGGAACAUCCUGCACCUCAAACACGCAGCCCAUUUGCCCACCGGGUCUGAUUUUUGAUGGUAACACCUGUGUCCACGAAGGCCGCCCGGCCUGCCCUCCUGGCACCACCUUUGAUGGAACUACGUGUGUUUCUGUCGAGAGCCCCACUUGCCCGCCUGGUACCACAUUUGACGGAAACGACUGUGUGGCCAAGAGCCGACCCAGCUGCCCGCCUGGCACUCAGUUCAACGGGGCUGUCUGUGUAGGUGUCGAGCUUCCCGGCUGCCCUCCCGGAAACCGCUUUGAUGGGCGACAGUGCAUAACCGAAUCCCAACCGUCGUGCCCGCCCGGACAGGUCAUGGUCAACAACACUUGCCAGCACAAGGAAAGUCCGAACUGUCCUCCGGGAACGGCCUUCGACGGAACCAGAUGUAUUGUUGUUGUCCAGCCCGAGUGCUUUAACCUCAGCGUCUGCCCUUCCACUGGUCCUUUUGGUCGGAAUUCGGUGUAG
Molecule: messenger RNA, 2157 nt
Organism: Penicillium samsonianum
Lineage: Eukaryota; Fungi; Ascomycota; Eurotiomycetes; Eurotiales; Aspergillaceae
Exons: 1
Coding region: 1-2157 (718 amino acids)
Source: RefSeq, a predicted model, not a curated record